Molecule: messenger RNA, 1314 nt
Organism: Didymodactylos carnosus
Lineage: Eukaryota; Metazoa; Rotifera; Eurotatoria; Philodinida; Philodinidae
Source: the annotation of a GenBank genome assembly
AUGGAUCUAAUCGGUGCUCCCAUGGACAUCCAUAAUCACCGAUUCUUCCACCGCCCACCAUCUCAUCUGACUACCACGGACGUAAUCGAUAAACUGAAAUCCUCUCUUGCCGAAGCACUCGAGUUGUAUCCACCAGUUGCAGGAAUUGUGCGAGCCAAUGAAAAGGGCGAGCUUUAUAUCGCCAUGGAUGUCGAAAAUAGAUUGGGUACACCGUUCCUGGUCGAAAUGAAAGACACGCCGUAUGCUGGCGAUACUGAAGAUCUAUCUCCUCGACUUGUCAUGUUGCUACCUCCAUCAUCAAGCACAUUAGCAGUGAAAUUUUCCUGCGGAACGAUUGCUGUAGCCGCUUCCAUUCACCACCAAGUCACUGAUCUACGUGGCUUUCUCGAUUUUCUUGAAGUCUGGGCUCAACUCGCUCGAGACGAAACCAUCGACUUUACGAAAAUUCCAGAGGAUUGGUCUCAUACUCCCGGCCGAUUUUUUUCUGGUCUGAUCCCAAAAUCAACAGUACCAACGCCUCCUCCAGGAUUCAUGGUCCUUCCUGCUCCGGUAACCGGGCCACCUCCAUAUUUAUUGGCACCAUCAGAAGUUACAAGAUGGAAAUUUACGAAAACUGCUCUUGAACGAUUAAAGAAUGAUUUCUCGCCUUCUGCUUCUUCCGAAGGACACGAGUCUGAUCUGUGGAUUUCAUCGGGUGAUGCACUUGCUGCUCUUCUUGGCGGUGUCAUUACACGUGCUCGCGAAAAUGCAAAUGUGGCAAGAUUGCAAGGAAGAUCUAGUUUGGAGUCACAAAUCGAGACAUUUGCGAUGGCCGCUGAUGGUCGAGACAGAGCUCCUCAAGGAAACAUGUCUGAUGGACGAUACUUUGGAAACUUCAACCCCCUUUUCAAUACCGUCGUUUCUCGCUCCGAUUUAUUAUCCCUCACUUGUGAGUCAGCUUCUCGUGUUGCUCUGGCGGUUAGAAACGCUGUGAGGCUUCAACUUUCACCAGAAACCCUUGCCCACAAGAUUUCGUUUAUGGAAGCUCCCCAAAACACCAAACCUCCUGGUCGUAUUGCUUGGACAGCAGAUGUAAUAAUGACCAAUUGGUGUCGAUUUGAUUUACAGGGUCCAAAACUAGAUUUUGGUUGGGGAAAACCUUUUUAUGCAACGGCCGGUGGUGGUACUACUUAUCCACCUGGAUACAUCAUGUUGACGCAGGAGAAGAGUUCUGGAGAUGUUUUUGUUAUAAUGGCAGUGGAACGGGAAGGUGCGAAUGGGGUGAAAACUGACUCAUUGUUGAACAAGUAUGCAGAACUGGUCACACUUCCUUAA